Molecule: messenger RNA, 2419 nt
Organism: Exophiala mesophila
Lineage: Eukaryota; Fungi; Ascomycota; Eurotiomycetes; Chaetothyriales; Herpotrichiellaceae
Product: imidazoleglycerol phosphate synthase, cyclase subunit
Exons: 4
Coding region: 154-1869 (571 amino acids)
Biological process (GO): L-histidine biosynthetic process
Molecular function (GO): oxo-acid-lyase activity; imidazoleglycerol-phosphate synthase activity
Source: RefSeq, a predicted model, not a curated record
GCAAGGUCUAGACAUUGAAAAUAUUAUUCCACAGAUAUAUCACUCUUCUCGCCGAUCAUCCAGGAUGUGUCGCUAGGCGCCUCCCACUCUAAACGCGAUUACUUUUCACUGGCUUAAGCCAAAGUUUUUUUCAGCACGGCCCAAUCAAUCAGGAUGUCAAGACCAACAGUUCACCUACUCGACUAUGUCGCGGGAAACAUUCGAUCUCUAGUCAAUGCUAUUGAGAAAUGUGGCUAUGAGGUGGAAUGGAUCAAAAGUCCCGAGGACGUCAAGAAUGCUGAGAAAAUAAUCCUCCCCGGCGUUGGCCACUUUGGCCACUGCCUAUCAAGCCUAGAGUCCUCAGGUUAUCUUCCUGCCAUCAGGGCCCACAUUGAAGCUGGAAAGCCCUUCUUUGGGAUUUGCGUUGGUCUCCAGGCAUUGUUUGCCGGUAGCGAAGAAGCUCCUCACGUGUCUGGCCUCAACUUGAUCCCUUCGUCGUUGAAGAAAUUUCAGCCAACAGAUGCCGAGGGGAAGAGAAAAGCGGUUCCAUGCAUCGGCUGGAAUGAUGCCAUCCUCAAUGAAAGACAGAAUGCUGUGCGGAUCCCGGACAAGACCUACUACGGGCUCAGCCCCACAAGCAAAUACUACUAUGUCCAUUCAUAUUUCGCGCCCUACGUCCCUGGAGUCCUCGAGUCACAAGGAUGGACUGUUGCCGUGGCUUCAUAUGGCGGUGAAGAAUAUAUCGGUGCGAUUGGGCGAGACAACGUCUUUGCCACCCAGUUUCAUCCUGAGAAGUCGGGCGCAGCGGGUCUGCGUGUCAUUCAGGCAUUCCUAGACGGGGCCAUGUGGACGGACCCUGUUCCUCCUCCGAUCCUAACCACCAUGCCCCACGAUCUCACACUGUCGACGCUUUCCAAGAACAAUGGGCUGACGCAUCGAGUGAUAGCCUGUCUCGAUGUCCGCACCAACGACUCUGGCGACUUGGUGGUGACAAAAGGUGACCAAUACGAUGUCCGAGAAAAGACAUCUUCCAAGGGUGUUCGAAACAUGGGCAAACCUGUUGACAUGGCCCGCAAAUACUAUCUUCAGGGAGCCGAUGAGGUGACCUUCCUCAACAUUACCUCUUUCCGCGACUGUCCUGUUCAAGACCUCCCUAUGCUGGAGAUCCUCCGUUUAACCAGCGAAUCUGUUUUCGUCCCCUUGACUAUAGGAGGCGGGAUCCGCGACACGGUCGACCCCGUGACCAAGCAGCAGUACAGCGCCCUCGACAUUGCCAAACUCUACUUCUCGUCCGGUGCGGACAAGGUCUCGAUCGGAUCCGAUGCGGUGUUGGCCGCCGAAGAGUACUAUGCCAAUGACUCCCAAUUGACGGGCAAAACAGGUAUCGAGGCCAUUUCCGCCGCCUACGGUCGUCAAGCCGUCGUUGUCAGUGUCGACCCGAAACGCGUCUUUGUCGAGGAUCCGACGUCUACGAGCCAUCAAACCAUUAAAACGAACCAUCCGGAUCCCGUAACUGGUCACGCCUACGUCUACUAUGCAUGUACCAUCCGGGGAGGCCGCGAGACCCGAGACCUGGAUGUGGUACAACUGGUGCGAGCCGUGGAAGCGAUGGGGGCUGGCGAGAUUUUGUUGAACUCGAUCGAUCGCGACGGGCAGAACCAGGGAUACGAUCUGGAAUUAAUUCGUUGGGUGAAACGAGAAGUGCAGAUUCCGGUGAUUGCGAGUUCAGGAGCUGGGCGGCCUAGUCAUUUCGCCGAAGUGUUCAAAAUGACUGCUGUCGAUGCGGCCUUGGGCGCUGGCAUGUUCCACCGAGGCGAAUACACGGUAUCACAAGUCAAAGACCACCUGAUCACAGAGGGUCUCUCAGUCCGGCCGUUUGAAGAGUCGUGACACCAGGACCCAGACCUGUGUUCGGGGCGGGAGGGCGUGAUGAAGCCACCCACCCGUCAAAGGUACCAUAGACUAGUUAGACCGCUGUGCCUUGACGAAGAUAGGAGGAGACUUCGAGAUACAAAUGAGAAGUUCCAAAUAUUUGGACAAUUGAAUUGAGUGAUAGGUUCACGUAGACUAGAGCUACCAUUCAGAAUCUAACAAUAACUCGACGGGCUGACCCUCAGAUGGCGUGCCAAUCCUCUUGCUUUGUUCUUUAGUCAAUCUGAACUUGCUGACCCGCCCUCAGGGUACAGAAAGCAAUGUGAGGCAUUCUUUUCCGGUAGCCACGAUGAGUAUACCAACGGUUUUGGGUCCGACAAGUCAAUGAUGCGGGCCGACCAUCCUCCCCUGUAGGUCUUUUCUUGGGUCGAUGGGUUGAGUUGGUAGGGCAUAGGCAUUCCAAGAAUCUCGAGAUUUCAGCCUAGUGAGGAGCCUAACUCAUGUUUACAGGGUUUCCCCUGUCCGUUUCUUCGCAGGUUCAGAGGUCCUUGUUUACUUUAAUAUCUUU